AGACUCUGGGGAGGUUAGUCACGACCUACAACUGGAUGAAACCAGAACCAGUCCAUGAUGCAUGUUCCUGACGUGGUGGGGGUUCUGCUGCUCAGCCUGUUGCUCCUCUGCACCUCUGCAGCACAUGCAGCCAAGUGUCCACAGCACUGCGUUUGUGACCAGAUCCAGCUCACUGUGGCCUGCCGCAACAAGAAUCUGACCAGUGUUCCUUCCACCGUUGACGAGAUUAUAGUCAAGCUGGAUUUUCGAGGUAAUGACCUCCAGGAAGUUCCUGCAGGUGCUUUCAAACACACUCCCUACCUGACUCACCUGUCGCUGCAGGGCUGCAACAUCCGUAGAAUUAAGGAGGGGGCUUUCCGUGGCCUCGGUCGACUAAGCUUCCUCAGCCUCGCAAACAACAACAUAGAAAUACUUUAUCAGGAGUCAUUAGAUGGCCUAACCUCGCUGAAGCAGCUCCUGAUUGAUCAUAACCGUGUGGAAGAGAUUCAGCCUGGAGCUUUCUCUCAGCUCGGCUUCCUCAACCUUCUCUCUAUCACACACAACCAACUGGUCUACAUCCCCAACUUGGCCUUCCAGGGCUUGCAGAACAUCAAGUGGCUUCGUCUGAGUCAUAACUCUCUAAACUACCUGGACAUAGAGGCCUUUGCUGGUCUGUUCACACUCACCCGACUUAGUCUGGACCACAACGAGCUGCAGUUUUUUCCCACUGAAACCAUGACAAGACUACCAGAAGUGACUCGUCUCGACCUGAGCUACAACCCCAUGACAUACCUGGGAGAAGAGGCAGUGUCUAUGGCCAAACUGACCCAGCUCUUCCUGGACCACAUGUCUCUACAAGACCUAGCCAGUACAGCUGUAUCUAAAUCCUCCAACCUAAUCUACCUAGACAUCAGCCAUAACCAGCUGCGUGUCAUCCAACCCUUUUCUGAAGGUACACCACAACUGGCACGCGUCAGUCUGGCUGGGAACCCCAUCCAGUGCAACUGUUACCUGCGCAUGUUCAGGGAGUGGGCAGUCCGUCACAAGGUAAAGCUGAUAGGAACAUGUGGAGGACCAACCAAUCUCUCAGGAGAGAGUUUGAAGGAUGUUCACCCUGCAGAGCUGCGCUGCCACAGUCAAGAAGCCAUGCUGAAGGCAGAGUUUGAGGAAGCAACCAGGAUAUCUCCACCACCAACUGAAGAGCCAAGAAACAAGAUCAGGUGCCCUGCAAACUGUGUCUGUGAGGCAGAGACGCACCAUUCUUCGUGUGAGAACCGCGGACACACCAAAGUGCCUCGAGGUUUUUCUCCUGAUACACGACUUCUUGACCUACGUGGCAACCACUUUCAUUACAUCUCUAGCAACAGCUUCCCUGGUCUUGCUCAGGUUGUCUCCCUGCACCUGCAGCGCUGCAAGAUUGUGGAGAUUGAGGGAAGAGCUUUUGAUGGGAUGAAGGGACUGAUAUACCUUUACUUAUCUGAGAAUGCCCUUACUUCCCUCAACCCUGAUGCCUUUAUAGGUCUACCUCAGCUGACAUAUCUCCACCUGGAGAAGAACCAUUUUGCCAAUUUUCCCAAAGGAUCCUUCAAACUAGUUCCCAGUCUAUUGGCUCUUCACUUAGAGAACAAUGUUAUUACCAAGCUGGAGCCUGGUAUCUUGAUGGGGUCAGAGGGUCUCAGAGCUCUUUACCUCACUGGGAAUACCGUUGAGCAUGUGUCACCCUUGUCUUUAGAUCAGGCUCGUGAUCUUGACACGCUCCAUCUGGGGGGGAACAAGCUGACGGAGGUACCCACUGAAGCUCUGAGUAGGGCAAGGAACAUUAGGGACCUCAGGCUAUCUGGCAAUUCAAUCCGCUGGGUGGACUCAAAUGCUUUUAAACCUUUGGAAAGAUCUCUGAAAGAACUGUAUCUGAAUAACAUGGGACUGGAGAAAAUGUCUGAGAACUCCCUGGCUGGAGUGGGUCCAGGCUUGAGGAGUCUCUUCCUGGAGGGCAACAAGCUGGAGGAGGUGCCUGACUUCCAGCCACUUACCUCCCUGGAAGUCAUCAACCUAGCUGACAAUCCUCUCAUGUGUGACUGUCCCCUGCUGCCACUUCGCAUGUGGAUUAAGAAAGUUAACCUCAAAGUUAGAGCUACCUGUACCAACCCUCCUGAACUUAGAGGUCGACGAGUCAAAGAUGUCCACAUUUUCAAGGCCUGCCCUGGAGGAGAGAGUCUCCAGUCCCCACCUACUGGAGUCCUGAAUUCAUCCAAGGCAAACAAGCUCAAACAAACAAACCCAACUGGUCAAAAAGCCAAAAAACCAAAAGCCAAAAUCAAACUUUACAAAAACCUCUAUACAAAACGAGCAACUUCAAAGAAAAACACAAAAGUCACAAACAAACAAAGCAUGGCUUAA
Molecule: messenger RNA, 2376 nt
Organism: Nematolebias whitei (Rio pearlfish)
Lineage: Eukaryota; Metazoa; Chordata; Actinopteri; Cyprinodontiformes; Rivulidae
Gene: chadlb
Product: chondroadherin-like b
Exons: 11
Coding region: 55-2376 (773 amino acids)
Cellular component (GO): extracellular matrix
Molecular function (GO): protein binding
Source: RefSeq, a predicted model, not a curated record